GAUUUUACCAUUUUCUCCUUCUCUAUAUAAAAUCCCAUUCCCAUUUCUCAACUUCCAGUGUUCAGUUUCCCGUUAAUCCCACCACCGCCGGAUUCCCAUCCCUCACUCUCCGUUCAGGUUCCUUUGGCGGUCACCAUGGCUACUGGACAAAUAUUUUCUCGUACGACCCAAGCACUGUUCUAUAACUACAAGCAACUACCCAUCCAGCGUAUGCUUGACUUUGACUUCCUUUGCGGUAGGGAAACACCAUCAGUUGCGGGAAUAAUCAAUCCAGGUGCUGAAGGAUUUCAGAAACUCUUUUUUGGUCAAGAGGAAAUUGCCAUCCCUGUGCAUUCUACGAUUGAAGCAGCUUGUGCAGCACAUCCCACAGCCGAUGUCUUCAUCAACUUUGCAUCCUUCAGAAGUGCUGCUGCAUCAUCAUUGUCUGCCUUGAAACAGCCUACCAUCAGAGUUAUAGCUAUCAUAGCUGAAGGUGUUCCAGAGUCGGACACCAAACAGUUGAUUGCAUAUGCACGGGCUAACAAUAAGGUUGUUAUAGGACCAGCUACUGUUGGUGGUAUUCAAGCUGGAGCAUUUAAGAUCGGUGACACUGCUGGAACAAUUGACAAUAUAGUACAGUGCAAGCUAUACAGGCCUGGAUCUGUGGGCUUCGUCUCCAAAUCAGGUGGAAUGUCUAAUGAGAUGUACAACACUAUUGCCCGUGUUACAGAUGGAAUUUACGAAGGUAUUGCAAUUGGAGGUGAUGUGUUUCCAGGUUCCACUCUUUCAGACCAUAUUUUGCGGUUUAACAACAUCCCACAGGUUAAGAUGAUGGUUGUACUGGGAGAACUUGGUGGCAGGGAUGAGUAUUCUUUAGUUGAAGCCAUGAAACAAGGAAAAGUUAACAAGCCAGUGGUUGCCUGGGUUAGCGGUACUUGCGCGACAUUGUUUAAAUCUGAAGUUCAAUUUGGGCAUGCUGGAGCAAAAAGUGGUGGUGAGUUGGAGUCUGCACAAGCCAAAAACCAAGCUUUAAGGGAUGCUGGAGCAAUCGUUCCAACUUCAUAUGAAGCCCUUGAAGAUGCAAUUAAGGAAACAUUUGCAAAAUUGGUGGAAGAGGGUAAAAUUACUCCAGUAAAGGAAGUGAAGCCUCCACAAAUUCCUGAGGAUCUUAACUCAGCAAUUAAGAGUGGGAAAGUUCGGGCACCAACCCACAUUAUUUCCACCAUUUCUGAUGACAGAGGUGAGGAGCCCAGCUAUGCUGGAAUUCCAAUGUCUUCCAUUGUGGAGCAAGGUUAUGGUGUUGGGGAUGUUAUCUCACUAUUAUGGUUCAAACGCAGCCUUCCUCGAUACUGUACACAUUUUAUUGAGAUAUGCAUCAUGCUCUGUGCUGACCAUGGUCCUUGUGUAUCCGGAGCACACAACACCAUAGUAACAGCUAGGGCUGGAAAAGACCUCGUGUCCAGCCUUGUCUCAGGUUUGCUUACAAUUGGCCCUCGAUUUGGUGGUGCCAUUGACGAUGCUGCUCGGUAUUUUAAGGAUGCAUAUGACAGAAACCUUACACCUUACGAAUUUGUCGAAAGCAUGAAAAAGAAAGGGAUUCGUGUGCCUGGAAUUGGCCACAGGAUCAAGAGAGGCGACAACCGAGAUAAGAGAGUGGAGCUACUGCAGCGGUUUGCUCGAACGCAUUUCCCCUCUGUGAAGUACAUGGAAUAUGCUGUGCAAGUUGAAACUUACACUCUCUCAAAGGCAAACAACUUGGUUCUUAAUGUAGAUGGUGCAAUUGGAUCCCUUUUCUUGGAUCUUCUUGCUGGUAGUGGAAUGUUCAGCAAACAAGAGAUCGAUGAGAUUGUCGAGAUCGGCUAUUUGAACGGUCUGUUCGUGCUGGCUCGAUCUAUUGGUCUGAUCGGACACACCUUUGAUCAGAAGAGACUUAAACAACCACUUUACCGUCAUCCUUGGGAAGAUGUUCUCUACACCAAAUGAUGAUCAAAUCACAAAUAGCAAGAGUUACAAAAUAUCAAUCUCAAGUAGUAUGUUUCUUUGCAAUAUUAUAUUUAUAUUAUUGGUGCUUCUAUGAUUUGGUGGAAUGUCUCUUUUUCUUCUUACCUUUCCCUCUCCCUUUAGACCCAACUGUUUGUAAGGCCUUAGUUACUUCAUAUUUCUUUCAGGUUGUCUAGUUCAUAAAAGGAAGAAUUGUAGUUCAUUUUUGAAAUAAACCCAAAAAGAAAAAAAAAAAAAAAAAUGUCAUCAAUUACUAUCUUUAUGUAAAAUUAUGUCUUCAUUUGACCACUACAAGAAACGGAAAUUCUGUUCUUUA
Messenger RNA from Cucumis melo (muskmelon), 2296 nucleotides. RefSeq names its product ATP-citrate synthase beta chain protein 2. The record is from RefSeq and is a predicted model, not a curated record. Gene Ontology annotation, molecular function: ATP citrate synthase activity. The transcript is spliced from 17 exons. NCBI's taxonomy places the organism in Eukaryota, Viridiplantae, Streptophyta, Magnoliopsida, Cucurbitales, Cucurbitaceae. Gene Ontology annotation, cellular component: cytosol. Gene Ontology annotation, biological process: tricarboxylic acid cycle; acetyl-CoA biosynthetic process; fatty acid biosynthetic process. The coding region runs from base 136 to 1962 and encodes 608 amino acids.